UUAGACCAAAUGCUACACUCCUAGAACGUCGCUGCACUGUCAUGUGGACGUGUCGAAAACGAAGGAAAGUAAACGGAUAUUGCAGCCGCGACAAUGUCGUCGCGCGACAGGACUAAUGAAUUUGUUAAAGCUGUUCGAACGAUGGAAGUCAGAACCGUUGCUCGGACAUCGGUUCUGCAAAAUCCUCGUCGGGCACGUCAAUUACACAGUUACUCGAAUUUCAUGAUGAACGCUAAGAGCAUUGGAAAAAAUAUAGCGAGCACAUAUGCUAAGUUAGAAAAACUUGCUCUAGUGGCAAAAAGGAAGUCUAUAUUCAAUGACAGACAAAUGGAAAUUGAAGAAUUAACAAACAUGAUAAAAACAGAUUUAAAAAGUUUGAAUCAUCAAAUAGGAAAACUACAAGAACUUAGUAAAAAGCAACGGGAAAAAUAUGGUGCAUCUCAAAGUCAUCACAUGGCUUCACAUUCAUCUUCAAUUGUUAUGGCCUUACAAUCAAAACUAGCAAACAUGUCAAAUCAUUUUAAAAGUGUUCUUGAAGUGAGAUCAGAGAAUAUGAGAGAAGAACAAAGUAGAAGACAACAAUUUACUCAAGGAACUGUAUCCACCAUGUUACCUCCAAGUGUAACUGGAAAACAAGGUUCAUUGUUGUUACAAGAAGAAAAUUCUCCUUCUUCUGUGGCUAUUGAUCUGGAGCCAGCAAUGGGGCAACUAGUAAUGCAACGUGCGAUACAAGAUGACACUGAUGCUUACCUUCAAUCAAGAGCAGAAACAAUGCAAAACAUAGAAUCAACUAUAGUUGAACUUGGAGGAAUUUUCCAACAAUUAGCACACAUGGUUAAAGAACAAGAAGAAAUGGUAGAAAGGAUAGAUAGCAAUAUAGAAGAUACAGAAUUAAAUGUAGAAGCUGCACAUGCAGAAAUUUUAAGAUAUUUCCAAUCCAUAACUAAUAACAGGUGGUUAAUGAUAAAGAUCUUCGCGGUUCUUAUAUUUUUCUUUAUAUUUUUUGUAGUAUUUUUGGCAUAAAAUAAUUGUUACAUUAUUAUUAUGCAUAUUUCUUUAUGUAACUGUGUAGUUGACCAUAUCCAUUACUUGUAAUAUAAGAUGAUCGAAGGACAAGCCGAAUUUUUAUAAAAUUACGACUCAUUAGCUAUAGAGUUAUGAUAUAAUCAUUGCAUUCCUCGACCUCUUUGUUGAAUUGUGAAUACUGUAAGUAUUAAUUAUUAAAUGAUCCAGCAAUGUAGACAAACAGCUACAUUGUUGUUUAUGAAAUGUAAAAAGGAAACUGUGGAUAAUAAAUGUAUAAUUUUGAA
Messenger RNA from Bombus pascuorum, 1310 nucleotides. It is a transcript of the gene Syx5, whose product is annotated as syntaxin-5. NCBI's taxonomy places the organism in Eukaryota, Metazoa, Arthropoda, Insecta, Hymenoptera, Apidae. The record is from RefSeq and is a predicted model, not a curated record. Gene Ontology annotation, biological process: endoplasmic reticulum to Golgi vesicle-mediated transport; vesicle fusion; intracellular protein transport. The transcript has 5 exons. The coding region runs from base 94 to 1023 and encodes 309 amino acids. Gene Ontology annotation, molecular function: SNAP receptor activity; SNARE binding. Gene Ontology annotation, cellular component: endomembrane system; SNARE complex; Golgi membrane.